AUCUUUUUGGGGAUCUACGUCAAGCACAAGCGCAAAUAGGAAAAAUAUCAUAGAGCGAAGCAAGGAGGAUAAACAGACUCGGGUACCGCCGGUUAGUGAAGCUAGCUGUUUUUUCAAUUGCAAGGGGACUUGCAAGAAAGCCUUUACCGUUAUGGUCAACAGCUUUUUUGUCCAUCUUGUCUCUCGGCAUUAUCUUGGUACUAGGCACCCUUUUGGCUUGUCUUCUCAAUCUCAAUCUCAUUUGAAGCACUUACAACACGGGCAUCAAAGGCACCAUGAUCGAGAUGAGAGGACCAAGAUAGUACAAGGGCAAAUAAGGUACUGUCCUUAUCGAGAUGAGGCGAUCAAGAUAGAUCAAUACAACAAGAAGCUGUUGACAGAUCUAAUUUCACCAGAUACUGCAGUACUGAAAACCCAAGGAAGUGUCCCGAAUGCAGGGGCAACUUACAGCAGAAACUAUUUGUCCCAAAAUGUUUCGAUAACGCACCUCCUUCGGCUCCAUAUUAAGCUGGACGUAGUACCAUAUCAUUAUUAAGCUGUGGACGACGUAGUCGAGGACGAGGUCGAGGAGCAGAGCCCUAUGAACUACAGAAAGAAGACGAAGAUGAGCAGUAGUAAUAACCUCUUGUGAUGAAAAUCUAAAUCUACUUCGCGAAGCGAGUAUCAGUUUUCCUUUUUCUUUCUGAAAUUCUUUUCUCCUCUCUCAGUCUCUGUCUGGAAAUCCGUACGAAGCCACACUAUUUAUUCGGCGAUCAUCAUCAUGAUGGACAAGGUCCACCUUCAGCUUGCACCGUCGUCCUCUUGGACUUUCAGCAUGGUAGUUGUUUGCUCUGUUUUUAGCAGCGACGAGAGCACUGCAGCCUGUUCCUCUUCUUCGACCUUCUUGCUGUACUAGUUCGCUCUUCUUCUUUGCUUGAAUCAUCAGCACUUCCCAUUCUUUCUUGUUUAAUAAAAACGUGAACGUUUUGUAACAUCAUGAUGCUAUUACC
Messenger RNA from Amoebophrya sp. A25, 989 nucleotides. Lineage: Eukaryota; Dinophyceae; Syndiniales; Amoebophryaceae. The record is from the annotation of a GenBank genome assembly.